Messenger RNA from Thamnophis elegans (Western terrestrial garter snake), 8905 nucleotides. It is a transcript of the gene SPAG17, whose product is annotated as sperm associated antigen 17. The transcript is spliced from 49 exons. Bases 5 to 6760 code for a protein of 2251 amino acids. Lineage: Eukaryota; Metazoa; Chordata; Lepidosauria; Squamata; Natricidae. Gene Ontology annotation, cellular component: axonemal central apparatus. Gene Ontology annotation, biological process: axonemal central apparatus assembly; epithelial cilium movement involved in extracellular fluid movement. The record is from RefSeq and is a predicted model, not a curated record.
UCCAAUGGCUCCCAAGAAACCCAAGACCGGGGCUGGUGGCGCGGCUGCUGGUCCCCUAGGGGCAGGCGCCAAGAACUGGGAAGCGGGGCUUGUGGCGGCCCGCUUGGAAGAGGAAAAUUGGAUUCCCAGUAUUGCCUUUGUUGUUGGGAGCAGACCUGAGGAUGAACUUCACAUAAAGGCACUAACACUGGCUGUGCAGGUGCCACAAAGGAAACUCUUCAGUGUGGUUUCCUGGGAAGAAUUAUUAGCACAGAUCAUGGAAGUUGUAGAUGUAAAAGCAAAGAAGGUCAAAGAAAAAGAAACACCUUUAUUUUAUGAAGUGAUAGAAAUGGCAAAAAGCAUUCUGGAUUCUGGGGAAACACUCCCUGUAACUUUGAUUGGAAAAUUAAUUAAAUAUCAAAUGCUUUGCAUCAAACAGAAAGAUCUUCAGAGAAGGAUUGCUGAAAAGAAGGCACUAGAGGAGCGAGACAAGGAGAAAGAAGAGAAGGGAAAAGGAAAAGGAAAAGCUAAGAAGGAGAAGGAAAAAGAAAAGCCUGCCAGUGCCAAGGCUGGAAAAGGAGGCAAAGGCAAGCGGUCAACUGAUUCACCAAAUAUAUCAGCAACGAUCAUUAAAAAGGAUACCAAACUUAAAAGACGCGGGGAAGAAGAUGAACUUGAUAAAUUCAUUGAUGAUGAACCAGAUGAUGGCGCUCAGUAUUAUUUCUUAAUUACUGGUUUUUACAAUCCUCAACUUUUACCUAUACUGUCUGAUCUGGGCAUCAAUAUUGGAAGCAUCAUUCAGAUUUCUUCUGACAAUUAUGAGCCACUCCAGACCUAUUUAGAAACAACUACUUUUCAGGAAGAACUAUCUCUUACAUCAGAAGAAUCUGAAAACAAAAAGAAGCAAAAAGCAGAUAAAGACCUGGAAACAUUCUGGAAAUAUGUGGAGCCAAUCCUGAACAAUGGAAAACCAGGAUCAAAUAUUUUUCAGAUAGCUAGACUGUAUCACAAAGUCCAGGAGUCUUCCUUUCCUUUGGACUGGAGCAACAAUGACAUGGUGCUUGAAACUGGAACAGACAUCUUUGAAAAUGUUGCAUGUUUAAUGUAUGACUGCCUGGAUUGGAAAAGACAAUACCAGUACUACUUGAAAGCGACUAGAUUUAUUAAUGUACCUGUGGUAGAAAAGAAGAGUAAAUUAGAGGUACAUAUGACUGUUACUCCAGUUACUCCAGUUACUCCUACCAAAAAAAAACCAGCUGUAGAUGAGCCUGUGCCACUUCCAGUUUUAACUGCAGAUGUAGACAUGAGGUACUACAAUGAUCUCCUGAGCUGUGUCCCUGAUGAGGUGGUUUCUGUUGCCUUAUUAUUGGAGUGUAUGUUGCAGCAGAUUGUUGCAUCAGAAGAAAAUCUUACACCACCAAGCCUAGUGAUUCCACUGCCACGUGAAGAUGGGUUGGAUCAUACUAUUGCCAAUCAUAUUGUUUCGAUUCUACCUUCACUUGCCCUUCUUGAGAAUGAAAAAAUGGAGCUGUAUAAUUCCUUUUAUCCUGAAAAUGAUGAAAACGUUAUGGCUCCCAAAGGGCCUGUAAUAUUAAACUAUCAUGAUAAUUUGUCUCGGAAGCUACACUACCUAAAGGUAAAAGAUGAUUUGGACGCAAUAAAAAUUGAAGAAGAAAUGAUGGAAAAGCUGCCUUUGAUGGAACUUCUUAAAUUCCCUCUUCCGUCACCUGCAAACAAUACGAAACGUCUUGCCAGGCUUCAUGAACUCAUGCACUAUUGUACCGAUGAACAUAUGAAUUGGGCUGAAGUAGAACGAGCUUUUCGAGUGUUUACGUUUGAAAGUUUGAAGCUGACAAAAGUCGAUAACUCUGGGCGGCUUGAAAGUUCUGGCAAGAUGCUUGGUGGUGAUGAUGAGGUAUCUUAUAUCCCAUGGGACAAUCCUGCUAGGUUUGCUAGACAACUGAGACAAGAAUUAAUUUCCAAAAAGGUUUCUGAAGAACUUAAUCAUAGUAUUUCAGAUCUAGACUCUGAGGAUAGUGCAUUUCAAAGUCAACAACAUUUUUCUUUUUUACUGGGGGAAAAUAUCAAGAGACUAUCCAAAUCUUGCAGCUCAGAUUUGAUUGCUGAUGUUUAUGAAAAUGGUCUGAACAAUUCUGUAGAUAAGGUAAUUUCAGCCAUCCAAAAGACCCAGCAGCGGUGUUUGAAUGACUGGCGUUUUGUUGAGCAUUUUCAACCACAACUCCUCUUCCAGGUCCUUCACAAUGCAACUCAGAAUUAUAGAUGCAUUGAUUCCUAUUAUCAUACUCAAGAUAACUCUUUGCUGAUAGUCCUUCAUAAUCCCAUUAAUCAACAUCGUCAGUUCGAGGAGUUCUGGAACAUUUCACUGCAUUCUGAUGUUGGGUUCAGGAAUUAUCUGGAAUUGGUGGCUGCCUCCAUUGAUGAAUGGAUACUGAGAGAAGAAGCCAAAUACCAGGAAGAAAAGAUGGCUCAGGAACUGGAGGCACUUAGAUUGGCUAAAGAGGCAAUGGAAAAACCUGCUGAGGUCAAGUCUCCACCUUCUGGCAAAAAAGGGGCUGCUGGAAAGAAAGCGAAAAGUUCUUCCAAAAGUAAAGUAGAAGUUUCAUCUGAACCUGUAGCUGAGAAGGAAAAAAAUAUAUUUGUCAGAGAUGAAUCUCUCAAGGCCUGGAAGGAAGAGCAAGAUAGGCUGUUGGAGGAAGAACGUUUAAAAGAACUAAAAAAAGCAGAGAAGAAAGAAAAAUCUGUUGGGAAAAAGAAAGGCAAGGGGGCAGAGCCACCCAUUCCUGAAGAGGAAAAAGCAUCUAAGAAAAAGAGUUCUAAGGAUAAAACAGAAUCAUCCAAAUCAACAGAGGUUGAAGAUCAGGCCAAGUUACAGAAACAGAGUAAACAAACUGUGCCUCCUUUGCCUGAAGAGAAAGACUAUGAGUUUCUUGGAUAUAAUACAGGUGAGAAUCCCAUUCAAGUUUCAGGGACUAUCCAGUAUCUUUUCCCUACUGAUGGAGGGCAAAUCCAAGCAGAAAAAAUAAUGUUUGAAAAAGGGUCAACCUUAGUUAAAGUGAAGGUGAUAAAAGAUAACCACACUUUCUUCAUUCAUAUAAUAGAUCCCCAGAUAAGUCUAAUAGAAUGUAAAAGUGAAGAAGAAAGUUUGGGUUCCCCAGAAGAACAUGAGAUAAAACUUGUGAAAAAACCAAUUAAUCAAGGAAAACCUCUGAGCAAAUUUGGAUCAUUUUCUGCAACCUUGGAAAAUGAAAUCCAUCUUUCCUUUAGUUGUUAUGGGGCUUCCGGAAAAGCAGCAGAGGAAACGGAUCCUUAUUUGGCAACAAUUCUGGCUAUCCCUUCAGUAAACUUGCCCACUUCGAGUUUUCUUUCCUCGGCUUUGUCUGCUGCUGCUGUUCCUGCUACAGGGAAGGCAAAGCCAGGCAAAGAAAAAUCAGCCAAAUCCUUACCAUCUGCCAAAGUGAGUUCCCGUAUGGCAAUGAAUGUAUCACCUGAAGAAUCUCCAGUGCAAGACGAGAAAAAGUCCGAAAGAAAUGAGCCAAUCCAAAACCAAGCUGUUCCCGAAAGCCGUGUUUUCAAUACUUUGAAUGUGUCUUCUCCAAAUGGAUUGGUACUUACCUUUAUUGGUCAAAAAUUCUCAGGUGAGGAAAAAGGAGAGAAAGACAAAAAUGAUGAUGAAGACAGCAAAACAGAUGAGACUAAAUCAGGUGAAGUCAAGCUGGAAGAAAUCAAAACAGAAGACAGCAAAGAAAAGCAGGCUCAGCCCCAUGAACCUCUAGCUAAAGACAAUGGAGACAAGACCAUCAAUGCCAAAACCAGUGUUGAAUCUGGAGCAGAUCUUACCAUCAAGAAUGAGAUUGCCAUGGACAGCAAGGCUGAGAUGGAAUCAGAGGAUAACAGUAUGGACAAGGAAUCUCCUUUUGAAAUAUUUAUUAGGCAGAGCUAUCCACAAAGAGUAAAACAGUUGCAACUUCAGAAAACAGUGAAGAAACCAAUAGAGCAAGAAGUAUCCAGAGUAAUAACACGACAAGGGACUGUUGUAAAGUACAUGAUAGAUGGAUCCACUCAGAUACUCUUUGCUGAUGGCACAGUGAUUAGGAGUCCAGACUCUGGCCCUGUGAUCCCACCUCCACCUGCACCCAGCACACCUCAUACAGAGAUCACACCCACACUGGAGACAAGCACCAAAAAAGGCAGAAAAAAUACUAAAGGUCUGCUUGCAGGAAAAAAUGAAACUAUGGAAACAAUUGCUCAAGAACAAAUGCCUGAACCUGAACAAUCUACUGAUGCCUUUGCUGGCACCUGGAUAACGACUACCCCAUUAGGCAUUCAGAUAGGUACCAAGGGAACCGAAAAACUUGACCUGAAACCACUCUUGUCUUACCAGGCCACUGAUCCAGUUAAUGGAACGGUAAUGGUAAUGAGAGAAGAUAAAGUAUUAAUGGUGGAGAAAACAGAUGGAUCCCGAAUAGUAGAUCAUGCUGAUGGCACCAGAAUAAGUACCCUCUUUCAGGAAUGUGUGGAAAUUGUUUCUCCUAAUGACAGUGAGGAAGCAGACAGUUACCCUCAAACCACCACAAGGAAGGUGAAAUGCAUGCGUAUCGAAAAUCCACACUUUGCAACAGUCCUAACAAACUCUGAAGACAGCACUUGUUGUGCCGUUUUUGCUGAUGGCACUUCAAUUAUUUCCAAGCCACAAGGAACAUACCAGAUUUUACCCAUAAACAAAGGUUCCCUCUUCAUCGAUGAAAAUUACUCUGCAGUUUACUCACCAGAGGCAUUUGAAAAAAAUGAUAGUGAACUGAUGUCCAGUGAUGAGAACCAGCGUGUAGGGAAAUACAUUAUGAAACACAAUUCCAAGAUUGUUUGUGAGAUGACAGACAUCACAGGAAAUAUUUUCAAGGUCAUGGCUGAUGGUAGCACAUCUACAUUCAUUCCUUCCAUUGAUGCUGAGAACAAAGUAACUGAACCCGCAGAAAUUCAGACUCCUGUGAUAUAUGGGGAACAUGCACCCAGAUUCUUCAUUGUCCAUGCGGAUGGCUCAGGAACUGAACUCCUCCGCACCAAACAUACAGAAGAAUAUCUGGCAAUGGCAUAUGGUCAUCCCACUAUAACUGUUCUUCGGGAGGCAAUAAAAGAAUGCCCAGGAGUCCUAAGCAUUACUGUUCUUUGCCCUUUGACUGAAGUAUCUCAAUGGAUAAUGAAAAAAGACUCUGACACCAUUGUUCCUUAUAGUCUACAAUCCAGAGAUUGGGAAAACUUUCCUCCUGUUGAGAGAAAGACUCCUGGCCCUCCGUUUGGAAUGCAUGCUUGGAAAGGCCUGUGCAUUGAGUUCAAGGAAUUAGCAGUUUCUCCUGCACCUAUAAAAAAAUGUCCAAAUGUGCUCCAAAUUCGACGACUAAUCCAGUAUGAGCCAAUCAGUAAUGAAUUAAGAGACAAAUUGCAAUCUUCUGUCAAGGAAUACAUUUACAAAAUCAUUAAGCAAGAAGAUGAGAUGCAAGAAAGGAUGAUUAAAGAACCAAGAACAGAACAAGAAAAGAAAAAUGCUGCAGACCUUCUCAAGCUGGUUAUGUCUUUCCCCAGUCUUGAAGAAUCCUCAGACUUUUGCAGUAGAGCUCCAAUUUCUGUACUGUAUGAGCAGGCAAUGAUAUCAGAGGUGCCAAGUUCAUCACAGGAAGCAUUCUCAAAGCAAACGGAUGAAUAUUGGAAAAUGAUGAGGAUGAGCCACGACGAGCCUAUGAAGUUUUCUGUCUGGCAGAGUAAAUUAGCACAGACCAGGCAGGAAAUUGAGGAUGGAAAGAAUUGUCUUAUGAGGAUGAGAUACAAAAUGAUCCCUCCCUAUUUCAAGUCUGAAUUUGGAAUGCAGUUUCUUCAAAAAGAGUUUCCAGAUGUUGACGUUCUCUCAGGAAUGCUCCCUCCUUUUCCAGACAAAGAAACAAAGGAACCGUUGUUCGAAACAUUUACAGAAUCUUCUGAAAAUGAAACUGCUGGAGUAACUGCAAGUGUCAGAGAUGGCUUGGUCAGACGUAAGCAUUCCAAAGAACUGCCUCUAAACACCAUUUCUUCCUCAAACUAUGCUGAAACCUAUCCAUCCCAUUUUACAAACGUAGGUGCAGAAGGAAAUGAAACACGAGUCCAGGUCCAUCCAAAACUUCAACCACUUCUUGUGGAUGUUACAGGAUCCCCAAGAAAAGAGAAAGUGAAAUUGCCUGCUUUGAUACAAAGAAACAAGCCACGAUCAGUACCAAGGCAAAAAAAUGUAGACCUUGUUUCUGGCAAAGUCCGCACAUGCUCUGUCACAGCACCUUCCCAGACAAUGUCAGGAUUCCUUCUUAUCCCACCGAAGGUGACAUUUGGCAUUCUUAAGGAGGGCUGCACUUAUUCAACCACAGUGGCUUUGAAGAAUGUUGGAAUGGACUUCUGCAGGUUUCGGGUGAAACAACCACCACCUUCUACAGGAUUGCGAGUCAACUACACUCCAGGGCCUGUGGCUGCUGGACUGCAAACUGUACUGGAAAUAGAGAUUUUUGCCAUGGCUGUUGGAGUGGAAGGAGAUGAGGGCUUGGACAAACUUUCCCAUCAGAUUGAAAUUCACACAGAAACUGAAACACUAUUUCUUCCUGUGGAAGCAAAUAUCUUUCAGUGCAUCUAUGAUGAGAGACCACCAAACUAUCCCAAGGGACGGCAGGCCUCCAGCAUCCAGCUGAUCCCAGCAAGUCCAGCCUCUCAGUUUAGAGUAAUACUUCCUCACAAGCUUCCUCAUUAAUGUAAGCAAUUGUAUUUCAGCAUGGAAAGUCUUGGUUUCACCAUAUUAAAAGGAGAGCUUAUGUGUGGCAAUUAAACCACUAUUGGGAGGAAGAAGGAGCUUGGGGUGUACUGGUGGGGAAGGCGUUAGGAAAGCUGGGGUUUGGGGGGGGCAACCAUUUGCGUGUAAGAGGCACAAACGACAUUGAUGGGGGAAGAUCUUAAAUAAGAGAAUUACACCAGAAUAUUCAAGCAAAUACAUACCCAAGUGUUAUAUAUCACAAAUUAAAAAUGUGCAUAAAACCUAUUGGGACACUGUAUGCUACACAUGCUUUUUUUUUUUUUUUUUUGAAUAAGCAGCUUGCAGAAUUCUAGGUGGACACAUUUGAAUGUACUGUUGGGGUAGGUGGUAUGCUUCUUAACCCUCAGGAUAAAAGAAACAGUGAGAAAAGGAUUUGGCAAAUUGAGAUUCCUUUUCCCUGACACUUGUCUGGCUAACUACUUUCUGCCAAAUAGUCACCUCUGCAUCCUGAGUACUUGGAAUAUAUUUGUCUAGUGACCAGAAAAUGCAAAUUAAAAACUACAGAAAUUUGUAAGUUCAAAUCGUAUGGAUAAGCAGUAGUCUGCCUUUGGCAAUUUUGGAGGAAAGUGAGUCCUAUAGGAAGUAGGACAAACUUUUCUUUCUUUUAGACAGACCUUUUUUUUUUGGUCACCAGAUUUCAGAGGAGGGCAGAGGCCACAAGUGAUCUCAAGCCAUCUGCUUCAUUAAGUAAGAAUUCCAUGUUUAAGAAAAUGUCAAAGGAAAAAAUCCACUUCCUUUACUUUAACUUAUUUUAAAUGCACAAGGCAAAUAAGAUAAAUGAUUAGUAUAUAAUCUACCUGUUGCAUUUAGCAAGCAUAUGCAUUUUGACAGUCAAAUUCAUUGUACUAGAAUGUUACACCAGAAAACUUGCUUAGAAAUGUUUCCAUAUGCUUAUAUAAUUUUUUAUGUUUGUUUUGCAGAGCAGACCGGAUAAAUUUUUUCCAAUAUUAUGACAGUCCUGCAGUGCUAACAUUCUUAGUAUGCAAAGAAUAUUAAAUCAAUGUUUUCAAAGGUUAAUGAAAUUCUAUUUAAACUAAUAUUUACACAUUGUAUAUAAAUUGUUAUUGUAAACAAUUGUGAGCAUAUCUUAAUAUGUAUAUGCAGCAAUAAAUAAGAAAAAUUCUGCAUUACAGUCAAUCACUUGGUUUAGAUUUAUGAAAAUUUAAAAGGAAUGUUAACAAAUUGCUAUUCACCUUGCUGAAGGUGAAAAAGCACAAAGAACUUGUGCAACAUCUUUUAUAUCUUGAAAACAUCACUAGCAUUCAUCAAAAUCAGCUAAUGUUGCUAAUGGCAUAGAUUUGAUAACUAUUAAUACUUAUUUUGAAAUUCUGCCAAUGUGCCUUCCCUAGAAAAAUAAGAAAAUUUAGAUGUGCUGAGCAACUUACUGGAUUUUCUGGUGCUAGUGUUCAAGGUUAAAUGAGGAAACCAGAUUCCUUAUUAGGCUAGAUUAGAUUUCCAUCUCAUGUUACACAUCUGGAUAUCUAAUUUUUAACUUUUAAAUGUUUGCUGGAAGACUUUUGCUGGGAUUUCAAGGCUUACAAUGGCGUUUGUACCAUAGAGCAAAAUGAUUUAUGGAAUUGCAAAUGGCAACUAAUAUGCAACUGAGCUCAAUAUUCAAAACAUAUAAUCCUAACAAUCUUGUAGUCCAUGAAAAAAGAAUAUACUGUUUCAUUUAAAUGUGGAAAACACUUGAUCCCAUUUCCAUCCCAAAACUAAGAUCAGAAAAUUAUGAGUCAAAUACAAACUGCUAUUACUAAAAUGACAAAUUCAUUAAAUAGCAAAAAUAAGACUGAAAAGCAAGUACAAAUGUAACCUUCUCAAACUCAAAAGAAAGGCCUAUUUUCAGACCAGGCUAAAAUGCUAUAUUGUGUGAAGCAUGUCAUUCAUAGAUCAAAUAUGAACAAUUGCUGUUUUUACUUUUUUUUCCCCAGAGGGUGGGGAGAACAAUGUUGUCGUAAAACAAAGUAAAAGAAUUAAUCCAGCCAGCAAGAGGGCAGAGAGCUCUUAUCUGCAUGAUUUGUAAUUAUGACGAGUGGCAUGAGAGUCAAUGUAGAAUCCUGGGAUAGGAGGUGGCUUUUUAAAGAA